AUAGCUUCGUUCGUGCGAUUCGUUUUCAAAGAUCCUUCUUCAUGCUUCAUCAGUAGGUGGUUUAAGAACUUCUGAAUAUUUUUAUUUUUGCAUUGUAUCGGAUAUUUCUUACGUACAGUUAUAUACUAAACAGGUUCCUGGGAUUUGGAUCAUCGAGUUUAAGUUAAAUACGCAAUCAUGAGAAUACGCACGUUUUGUAAAUAUUUGGACGUCGAGGAGGUUAAAAACCACACAUUGAGAGACUGCACGGUUGUCGUCGAUGGGCAGAACUUCUUUUAUAACCUUUACGAGAAGAGUCGUUUACCCUCAGUUUAUGGAUGUGAAGGCGACAAAUAUGCUGAAUAUUUGAGAAAAUUCCUUGAAAUGUUCAAGAAAAAUAAUAUCAGAUGUGUCUUCUUAUUCAAAGGGGGUCAUACAGAUAUAAACUUUAAGUUUAAAAGACUGAGUGAAAGAGACUGGAAGACAGACUGGUCAGACAAUCAUUACUUCGCAUCACCGGUAUUUACGAAAGAAAUUUAUAAACAAAUAUUAAAUGAAAUGAACUUUGAGUAUGCUAUAUGCGAGUAUGAAUCAAAGGCCGAAAUAAUAGCGUUUGCUAAGAAAUUUAAAUGUAAAGUUAUUAGUUAUGACAUAGAAUUUUGUUUCUCAGGUGUACCGUAUAUACCAUAUACAACUAUUUCGGAAGAAAAUGAUGGAGUGAAGUGUGGUUUAUUCCAUUUACAUGAUUUUUAUAAAAAAUAUAAUUUAAACGAUGAAAAACUUGCAAUAUUUAUUGCUCUAACCGACGAAAAUAUCUUCGAAGAAAACUUUUUUCAGGCUCUUUUUGAUAGGUUAAAUAUGCCAAAAUAUCCAUACAAACGUAAUAUCUGCUUGUUAAAAUGGCUGGGAAGGUUAUCUAAACAACGUGCUUUAGAUGUAAUUUAUAAUUAUGUCGCAAGCAAAAAUUUCGAUGAAAAAGUACUAGUCGCAAAAAAAUUCAUUCAUAGAAAUGAAUCAACAGGUUUACCAACAAAAUACAUUGAUAACAAAAAAAAUAUGGAAUUUGCUGAACUCGAUCCUGAAUGGUUUGAAAAGGGGGUCACUUUAGGCCAUAUAUCGAUAAACUAUGUAAACUUAUAUCGCAAUAAAAUAUACUUCGGAGCAUGGACGAUUGAAGAUGAGAAUGCGGAUGACAGUUUACUUUUUUCUCUUGAUAUAAUAACAUAUGCUUAUAAUUUAUUAACUAAUUAUGAGGGGAAAGAAUUUGUUUUUCAUGACAAAAAUAAUAAGAAGCAUGUUAUUUCACAUACGAGAGCAGGACGUGGAAUUUUUAGAAAACCAGACUAUGUUGCCGUUACCAGUCCAUUUGAAAACGGUUGGGAUCAAGUAAAGAACUUUCGCUUGUUUGAACACUUUUUAGAUGAGAGUUUGCAAGGCUUUAACCAUUCGGCUAUGCGAGACUGUCCGGAAGAUGUCAAGCUUCUGAUUGUCGCUUUAGUAUAUUUUUCCCGAAAGAAAGCAAUUGAUACGACUAAUAUAGUAUGUGGUAUGUUACUGUCAUAUGUGAUGUUAGGUGUUGUUUUAAACAAAUUGCCCGAUUAUGAUAACCAGGACAUUGAAAUUAUCAAGAAACCUUAUCUUGAUGCAAGUACGCAAAAAGAUUCCGUUAAUGAAAAAGAUUGUGUCAUAGCAAAUAAAAUAUUACAAAAAUACUUUGGCAUGACAAAAUCUGAAAGUUAUGAAAUAUUUGACCGUAAAAUAAUUCAUCCUUAUGUAGAGUUUCAACAUUGUCUUGUACAGAUUAAUAAUUUAAAUAUUUUAUGUGGGUCUUCCUACAAGCCAACUGACUACAGUAAAACGUUUAAUGGAACUUUUGUGUAUAAAGUCUUGUUGGCAGCUGAGUUAGAUAAGGGAGAAGCUCCAGAAUUUAUCAAAAAAAUAUUAAAUCCAGCUGCCACAGUUCUGUCAUUUUUUAACGGAUUAUUUGAAGUGUAUCAAGAUAUCAUGUUUCACUGAAAUCGAAUGAUUCUGUUUUGUUUAAUUAUAUUUCUUAUUAAUCACACAUUAGAAGUAUUAUGUUUCUAUUAAUUCUAAAGAACUAAUUGAGUUCUACGUGGUAAGUGAGGCUUUGUUGUGAAUUGGGGUAGGUUGAUAUGCUGUUGGCCGUACAAGUAUAAGCUAUUUUUUGUUCUUAAUAAAUACUAUUAAAAUUUUAA
This is a messenger RNA of Amyelois transitella, 2195 nucleotides long. RefSeq lists its product as uncharacterized. The coding region runs from base 178 to 1995 and encodes 605 amino acids. The transcript has 2 exons. Gene Ontology annotation, molecular function: nuclease activity. NCBI's taxonomy places the organism in Eukaryota, Metazoa, Arthropoda, Insecta, Lepidoptera, Pyralidae. The record is from RefSeq and is a predicted model, not a curated record.